This is a messenger RNA of Porites lobata, 432 nucleotides long. NCBI's taxonomy places the organism in Eukaryota, Metazoa, Cnidaria, Anthozoa, Scleractinia, Poritidae. The record is from the annotation of a GenBank genome assembly.
AUGAGUGACCAACUUAAACGCCUUAACAUGCCUGAGCAAACAGCAGCACAGCUACGCAAGGCAGUAGUGGAAUAUUUGCGAGCACAUCCCACCACACCAGAUGGGGAUCAUCUAAAAGAGUUUGUCUCUCAUCGUGCCUGGGACACCUAUCUGAAGAAGAUGUCCACACCAGGGACCUGGGGAGAUUGGAUUGUCCUCUGGGGUCUAGUAAACAUGUUGUCUGUGGAAGUGGCUCUCGUAUCCAGUUUAGGCCAAAAUGCUCUUCGAAUUAUCAGCCCCGAUAGCUCAAAGAAAAGCCAAGAUAUAGGAAGUAUGGCUCUACUUGGUCACGAAGCAGAAUACCAUUAUCACUCUUUAGAGCCGGUGGUUUCUACAAGGUCUUCCCAAAGUGCUGUAGAUUUCUUGAUCGACAAGUAUGGCGAGGAAAAAUAA